Phoenix dactylifera (date palm) is the source of this 2006-nucleotide messenger RNA. NCBI's taxonomy places the organism in Eukaryota, Viridiplantae, Streptophyta, Magnoliopsida, Arecales, Arecaceae. The record is from RefSeq and is a predicted model, not a curated record.
UCCAAACUCGUCGUUCUCUUCUCCCCGAACUCCUCUAUCUCUUUCUCUGAAACCCUAGCAUUGGUUUUUCCCAUUUUUCCAAGAAUUUCUCAACCCCAUUGAGAGAGAAAGCCAGAAAAGACACCUUCUUGGAUCCAGUUUUCUCUCCUAUAAUACUUUUUUUGAUCUGAUCUGGGGCUCAACGAAUUCCAAGAUGGCAACACCGGCAAAGAACACACAUGCCUCUUCUUUUCAAACCGCGAAAAUCUGCAGGGUUUCUGAGAAUUUUGAUCCCAACCUCCCCAUUUCCCCUCCUUCCCAGAAGCCAAUCAAGUCUCCGGCGAUCAAGUCGGCACGGUCAAAGAAAUCAGCCCCUAAAACCCCUAGUCGGGUCGUACCGCCCCCUCCGCCGGCCCAAGAGAGGAAGUUUAUCGUCGUCAAGAAGAACUCCAGGAGAGGGGGGAAAACGUUUGGUUUCAACAAGUGCCGACAAGAGGCCUAUGAGGCCCUCCGGGCAUCCCAAGAAGAGUUUUUUCAUAUCGAUCAUGCGACUGGUGCCACCGGAGUUGUAGGCGCAUCACCUGGCAAAGGCCAAGGGUUGAAAGAUGGAGUAGGGAAUGAUGGAGUGGAGAAAGAUCAGAAGGUCGGGAGCCCAAAGAAUAUAAACAAGUCGAAGGGAACUGGGUCUCCAGAGAUGGGGGAUUCGGAUGUCCAAGAUCUGGAGGGCAGUGCAAUGGUGAGGAAGAUGAGGGGUCUCGUGAUGGAGGAAGCAAUGAGCAGUAUCCCUGAGCCAGGCUCAGGACGGGUGAAGCAUCUGGUGAAGGCAUUUGAGACCCUCCUUUCCAUUUCGAAGGAGGAAGAGGCUCAGAGGAGUGAAGAUAGAAAGCCAAGAACAAUGAAUUGGGCCUUGCCAGGCUUGCGGCAGCCAACAAAGACUGCAGAGAUCAAGGUUUCAUCUGCAUCUGUUUUCUCCUCGGCAGAGUUCUUCCGUUCACAGGACUUUGAAAGGGAUUCGAGGUUGUACUCUUCAAUGGACAGUAACAGUGACAGAUUGAGCUGGGGGAGUAGGACAUCUGGUGGCAGCCGGAGUAGGCGUAACAGUUCUGAGUGUUCAGGAAGGAGCUGGAAUAAAAAGCUCAAGGUGACAAGCCAACAGCCGUUCAAGUUGAGAACUGAGCUAAGAGGGAGGCAUAAAGAAGAACAGUUCCUUAAGAAAGUCAAAGAGAUGCUUGUAGAGGAGGAGAAGAAACGCAUACCAACUGCGCAAGGUCUCCCAUGGACCACUGAUGAACCAGAGAGCUUGGUGAAACCCCCUGUAAAGGAAAGCACCGAGCCAAUUGAUAUUGUUCUUCACAGCGAUGUGCGUGCUGUAGAACGGGCUGAAUUUGAUCAUUUUGUUGUAGAGCGGAUGAAUUUUGCUGAGCAACUAAGGUCGGAAAGAGAGAGGCAACAGAAGUUGGAAGAAGAAGAGGAAAUACGGAGGCUCAGAAAAGAGCUUGUGCCCAAAGCUCAACCCAUGCCAUACUUUGAUCGGCCCUUCAUUCCAAAAAAGUCAGCAAGACCUCCAACAGUCCCUAAGGAGCCAAGGUUUCGUAUUCGCCCAGUAAACUCAUCAUGUUUCAAUUCGAUGAUCUUCAGAAUUUUGUUCGUGGAUAAUAAUACUUUUCUGCUGAUCAACUUUAGUAUCUGGAUGCUGGGAAGAUGACGGAGGAUGUUAUCACCUGACAACAGUUUUCCUAAACCAUCAAAUGACUUAUGGAAGAUCAUCAUGAAAUUUCGGAUGAUGAAAGGCUUCAAGACUCGUGAAAGACCAGCUACAAAAUCUCAGAUGCUCAUAUUUGAUUUUGCUUUCCCAAUGCACUAUGUUUCUUCUUUUAAAUCAUUUAGUCUCAUCUCUGGAAGAGGCCUUCACAUUUGUUGCACCAAGAAAGUUUCAGCAUUAAUUGUUAAUUUGUAGGGAUAGUUAAAUGAAUAUUGCAUAUGAAGACCAAUCAAAUUUAUGAAAAUCCUUGUGUCAUUUAGAUGUU